Messenger RNA from Eucalyptus grandis, 1746 nucleotides. RefSeq names its product TMV resistance protein N-like. The record is from RefSeq and is a predicted model, not a curated record. NCBI's taxonomy places the organism in Eukaryota, Viridiplantae, Streptophyta, Magnoliopsida, Myrtales, Myrtaceae. Gene Ontology annotation, biological process: signal transduction; defense response. Gene Ontology annotation, molecular function: ADP binding. Bases 343 to 1365 code for a protein of 340 amino acids. The transcript is spliced from 2 exons.
ACCCUCCACCGAGAGUGUGAGGUCCACCUUGUGUGGGAAAAUCCUUCACUGUAUCAUUAUCAAACUACUUUGUUUAAUUAAUAAAAAUAUUUUUCUCCAAAAAUUUUAACAGAAGUAUUCUUGAGUUUUAGAGGCUCAGAUAUUCGCAACAGAUUCGCAGAUUACCUUUACGUCAAAUUGAUAGAUGCAGGGAUCACAGUGUUCAGAGAUGAUGAAAACCCCCAUGCCAAAGAAGAGAUCAAGCCAGAGCUAAAAGAGGCAAUCAAGCAGUCAAGGAUCUUGAUAGCCAUCCUCUCCAAAGAUUAUGCUUCAAGUAAAAGUUGCCUCUAUGAGCUGGUACAAAUGUGGGAGUGCAGAAAAUCAUAUGGACAGACUAUUAUCCCUAUUUUCUAUGAUAUUAGUCCCACCGAUGUAAAAGGCCAGGCUGGGGAUUUUGAACGGUACUUCAAUCAACAUGAGAUAGAUGGAGUCGACUCAAAUACUAUCGAAACAUGGAAGGAGGUUCUUCGACAGGUCGGGGGAUUAAGUGGAUAUGAUCGGGAGAACAUAAAUGGAGGGUACAUCUCCCAGCUCAUAAUAGAGGUUGCUGCACGUGUUUCACAGGAGUUGAAGAAGGGUGACAAAAAUAUAACCGAGGUACCAGUUGGAAUUGAUCUUCCUGUUCAAGAAGUGAUGAGAAAGCUUGGUGUUGUCUACAGCGAUGGACAAGCGGUUAAAGUACCUGACAAAGAUGUACGGGUUGUUGGAAUAUGCGGGAUGCUGGGUGUUGGAAAGACUACAUUAGCAAAGGUCGUCUUUAACAAGAUGCAUAUGUGGUUUGAUGCAUGUAGCUUCCUUCAAGGUAUUAGUUCUGAAAGUAUACAGCUUUUACAACACAUGUUGAUUUCUGACCUUCUAGAAAAAGAAACUGCACCACUUAAAUCUUCUGGUGAAGGGAUUGAAAAAAUGGCAAGUCUGUUUGGUAAUAGGAGGGUUCUCAUUGUGCUUGAUGAUGUGCAUGAGGAUGAACAAAUUAAAGCAUUAGCUGGGAAUCUAAAUUGGUUUGGUCCGGGAAGUAGAAUCAUUGUGACAACAGAAAAGAGAAAUGUUUUAAAUGCUUUCAAUGUGGGAGCAGUUGAAGAAUACAAGAUGGAGCCAAUGAGAGAUUACCAUAGUCUUCAACUCUUUCGUAAGCAUGUUUUUCUAGGGCAUGCUUCCCAAGAUGUCUCUGAGUAUGAUUCAUUGUCCAUAGACAUUGUCAGAGCUGUUGGAGGGCUUCCUCUGGCUAUCGUGCAUCAUGCUUCAUAUUUACGCCGCAACAUGAAUAUAGAUACAUGGAGAAGUACCUUGGAAUUUUUGAAAAAACACCCAGAAGAUAGAGUUUAAGCCGCCUUUCAAGUCAGUUAUGUAGGAUGAUCAGAGCUUGGAAACUCUGUGAAGACAAUCCGCUCCCAGCCUCACUUCGAGACUCACAAAUUAACCAAAGCCCGUUUGUUAAUUAUGCAAGCAAACGGAGUAGCUUUUGGCCCAUCGAAGGAGCAUAGCGUGAUCCAACGGAUCCAAUGAGGAUGAAGAAGUCCUUCACUUUUGGAGUUUGAAUGCAUUGCACAAAUCUUGAUGCAAUGCAAGGCUGGAGGUUUGAAUUACAAGUUUCACGUGUUUUAAAUUUCCUAUGACUUUAAUGUUUUCUAGUUACCACUAUAAAGGUGUGGCCCAUUCUUCAUUGGAAGAAUACAGAUUUGAGUUUGAUCAUAUGCUUUCAAUUCA